Messenger RNA from Heterotrigona itama, 573 nucleotides. The record is from the annotation of a GenBank genome assembly. NCBI's taxonomy places the organism in Eukaryota, Metazoa, Arthropoda, Insecta, Hymenoptera, Apidae.
AUGGUUCGAUAUCAUAUACAGCGUAUUGGAUGGUAUUUCUGGCGGACGCGCGAGCACCUGGCCGACGAACGAUGCCUGACCACGGAAAAUAAUGAACAGGUCAACCGAGGCCGGCCAGUAUUGACACUUCGCGUUCAUUUACAUCGUAAUGAUGCCAAAGUGUCAGCGCUGUCAGGCGCACGACAACUCGGCGCCGAACGGCUGACAGGAACCGUCGAGGGAUGGGAAGAACGAUUUUGCGGUCGGCUAAACAAAUUAUCGCAUUUCGAUAACGAGGCCACUCAUAAAGCGACGAUGGCUAUCUGGAAACCGAACCCUACUCCAAAAUCAUCCAACGAGCGAGAGGGAUCACAGGAAGGGGGCAGAGAAUCGUCUGUCAGGCAAGUGAAAAGAAGCAAAACGAUCGGAGAAGUAGCGACGCUCGAAAGUCAAACGAUGGGUAGACGAAAGGAAAAGGGGACGAAAGACGUGUCCGUCAAUUGGAAUUAUUGGGAACACGGGAGCCGGGAGAAAGCGAAGCGAAGCGAACGAAGCAGCUGGUGGUCCAGCGGUGGGCAUCGCCGGGGGCGGUGA